AAAGAUUUCACGGACAGUCGCUUAGCGAUGACGUUGUGAACGUCCAAAUAGGCCGACAGAUGGCAACGUUUAUUUGUUUUACCCAUAUGUCUAUGGUUUUAAAUAACACCCUACAUUUUAAUUGAUUAAUAAAUAAAGGACUUAGAUAUAGACGUUAUCGUUACAAAUGUUUUUAUAUAAAUACCGUAUAGCUAUCAUUUAAAUUUUCUUUAUUCGUUACCUCGCCACAUCAGUGCAAGUCAUUCAGGGGCAAAAUAAACUGGUAGCUGCAGUUAUCAAUCUUAUCCGAGCGAGGGCGAAGGUGUACGACCCGUGUUGCAACUUGUCAAGAAAGUUUUGGUCGCCCUUGUAGCGCAUAAUGUCGGGGAGGUCCUGUUCUUCAGCUGUCAGUUGAAUUCUCCAAGAUCAUUUGUGUGACAUCAUGCUGUGCGUCUUGACCAGAACUGCGACAAGGGCGGGCCUGGUGAAGCCCUGUCGACUACCAACUCCAGUGCCGGUUGUUCAGAUUUCUGACCGGACACUGGUCCAUCAGGAGAGUCUGCCAAAGCUGCCCGUUCCGCCGCUUAAGCAGACAUGCGCGAGGUAUCUGGCAUCGCUCGAGCCGCUGAUCUGCGAAGAGGAGAUGGCGCACACUCGGGAGCUCAUGAAGGAGUUCCUCCGGCCUGGUGGCGUGGGAGACAGACUGCAGAAGAGCCUCGAGCGCCGGGCACGCAAAACCGAAAACUGGCUCUCUGACUGGUGGAUGCAGUCAGCCUACCUGGACUCUCGAAUGCCUGUGGCGAUGUACACAAGCCCAGGGGUCGUUUUACCCAAAAUGCACUUCCAAGACCGCCAGGGACAAAUGAGAUUUGCUGCUAAACUCAUUGCUGGUGUUUUGGAUUUCAAAAGUAUGAUUGAUAGUGAAACAUUGCCUGUGGAAUAUCUGGGUGGCAAGCCUUUGUGCAUGGACCAGUAUUACCAGGUGCUGUCUUCGUGUCGGAUCCCUGGACCCAAGAGGGACACUGUGGUGAACCACGCAAUUGGAAAGAACCCUCCUACGCACAUCACAGUGGUCCACAACUUUCAGUUCUUUGUUCUGGAUGUGUACAACAGUGAUGGUUCACCACUGACUGUAGAUCAGAUCUAUGUUCAGCUGGAAAAGAUCUGGAACACUUCCCUUCAGACCAAUAAAGAGCCGGUUGGCAUCCUGACCUCCAACCACCGUAACACCUGGGGCAAGGCCUACAACAACCUUAUCAAGGACAAGACAAAUAAGGAGUCAGUGCGGGCAAUCCAGAAGAGCAUCUUCACAGUGUGUCUUGAUGCUCCAAAGCCAAGUGUGUCAGAUGAGAUGUACCAUAACAAGGUGGCUGCUCAAAUGCUCCAUGGAGGAGGCAGUCGCUGGAACAGUGGAAACCGCUGGUUUGACAAAACACUGCAGUUCAUAAUUGGGGAGGACGGAUCGUGUGGACUCACAUAUGAACAUGCUCCAGCUGAGGGACCUCCCAUUGUUUUCCUGGUUGACCAUGUUGUUGACUAUAUGAGGAGAAAUGAGAUGGUACGAACUCCCAUGAUUCCACUACCUAUGCCACUAAAGCUUCGAUUUAACAUCACGCCAGAAAUCAAGAAGGACAUUGAGAAAGCCAAACAGAACAUGAACAUAAUGGUGCAUGAACUGGAUGUUCGAGUGCUUAACUUCUCACACUAUGGAAGAAAAUUCCCAAGGUCUCAUAAAAUGAGUCCAGACGCAUUCAUCCAAAUGGCUCUGCAGUUGGCAUACUACAGGAUGUAUCAGACAUGCUGUCCGACCUACGAGAGUGCCUCCUUACGCAUGUUUAAACUGGGCAGAACGGAAGCCAUUCGAUCCACCACCACAGAAUCGCUCCAGUUCACACAAGCCAUGGAUGAUCCAUCAAAAAAUAAUGGUGAGAAAGCAGCGCUGCUCGAAAAGGCGAUCAAAGUCCACAGAGAGCACACACACAUGGCCAUCCAUGGGCAGGGUAUAGAGAGGCACAUGCUGGGUCUAAAGAUGGUGGCCAUUGAGGAUCUGACGUCUUUACCUGAUAUCUUCAUGGACACGUCAUAUGCUGUGUCUUCACAUUUUAAUCUCUACACAAGUCAGGUUGGAUCAAAGACAGACUGCGUUAUGUGUUUUGGACCCAUGGUUCCAGAUGGUUACGGUGUCUGCUACAACCCCAUGGAUGACCAUAUCAACUUUGCUGUGACUGCCUUCAAUAGCUGUGAAGAAACCAACGCCACUAAACUGUCCAAGUUUCUAGAGGAUGCACUUCUGGACAUGAAGACUCUUCUGGAGCAGGUGUCUAAGGCCCAGUGAGUGACAACAAUUCUUUAAUGACAAAAGAAUCUCUCACAGAAGCCCUGAAACCUUUUCAGACUGGAGGCUUUUCUCACUUUCAUUGUCAUUAAAAUGACAUGUAUUAUUGGCUUAUAUUGGUAUUCCAUAUCUUUAACGGUGAUGUGUGAUUUUUUUUUCAUUAUGCAGAGACUAUAAGUAACUAAGAAAACCAUUUUUAGGUUGAUUCCAUCCAAAAAGUAUAAACAAUGUUACUAUGUGGUGCUUUUAAAUCUUUGAUCUGUUUGAGCACAGCAACAUUGACUCAAUGGCUGCUGGAAGUCAGGAAACCUGUUUCAAAACAGUCAUUGUUUCGCAGUGUAUUUUAAUAACAGAAAUUACACACUUUACUAUUCAGGGAAGUGACUAUGGACUAAGAAGCUGAUUCAGACAUAAAUGGGGAAAAAAACACGUUCAUUCUGGUUUUACAGUUUCAAUUGUAAAAACUGAAUGAGAAUGCUGUUGAUGUUGUCUAGUCCAUAUCAUGUUACGCCCAAAGUAUACUCAAGUUUUUAUUUUUAUUAUUUUUUAUUUUUUUUGCAUACUCUAGUAUAUGUGGACAAUGCGCAUUAAUUUUCAUCAUCAUCAUCACAUUGCAAUCAAAACAAUUACUAAAAAAAAGUAAUAUAGAGAUUAUAUACAGAUAUUUUAUGUUUACUUGGAUGCCAUGUGACCAUUAAUCAAUAUCAGAGAACCGUGAAUAUGCAAAGGUUUUGUUAAAUUACUGAGAUGUUGUACCUCAAAUCUCAUUGGGUAUUUCAAGUAAAUAUUUUAGGUCCAAGGGGUUCGGCUGUCAAAAAAGUUUAAGAACCCCUGAAAUGGACUAUACUUUGAAUGACUAUGUGUUUGCCUCUACACAUACGCUAAGUGUGUUUAAAAAGUGUACUUUGGGCUUUAAGGAGGUUCAUGAUAGUUUUAUAAACGGUAAGUAGGACUGUUAUUCUAAACCAAAACUCUCACAGCCACAUUGACCUAUUCUAAAUCACUCACUAAAAUAUCAGAAAAUUUU
Messenger RNA from Ctenopharyngodon idella (grass carp), 3341 nucleotides. Its product is annotated as Carnitine O-acetyltransferase-like. Gene Ontology annotation, biological process: carnitine metabolic process, CoA-linked. Bases 422 to 2314 code for a protein of 630 amino acids. Gene Ontology annotation, cellular component: peroxisome. The record is from RefSeq and is a predicted model, not a curated record. Lineage: Eukaryota; Metazoa; Chordata; Actinopteri; Cypriniformes; Xenocyprididae. Gene Ontology annotation, molecular function: carnitine O-acetyltransferase activity. The transcript has 14 exons.